Cylicocyclus nassatus is the source of this 1553-nucleotide messenger RNA. The record is from the annotation of a GenBank genome assembly. Lineage: Eukaryota; Metazoa; Nematoda; Chromadorea; Rhabditida; Strongylidae.
GUUACUAUCGAUCAAUCACACGCCAGCUUUGUCAUCACUGCAACAAAAUGAUGCAGGAUCCGAAUAUGCCCACACAUCAUCCAGAUAUGAUGGUCGAACAUCGUCAUAUCGAUGGUGAACUCGUUGAUGAUGCGAAAGUCAAUCAUGAACCACAUCACCUCGUCGGUGAAGUACAUCAUGGAGAACAGGAGGUGGAUAACUGGGUCCUAGAUGAGCGCAUGAAAAGGAUGAUCAUGGAUCUUCAACGACAUUGGCUUACGGACUACCAACAAUCACGAGAGAAGUUGCUAGUGGAAAUGACAGAAAAGCUUCAUCAGGAAUUCUUGUCAGAUCAGCAAAAGAUCCGUACGGAAUUGCUGACACAGUUCAAAGAUGAGCUGGAUACCACAAGGGCUGAACUAGAAGACAAGUAUCGAGAAUCGCUGAAGAUGGAGAUAGCCAAAUUGACAGAGAAACAUAAAAGGGAGCUUGCGGCUACGAAGAAAAAGCAGUGGUGUUGGCAGUGUGAAAGCGAGGCAAUCUAUCACUGUUGCUGGAACACUGCCUACUGUAGUGUCGAAUGUCAGCAGGGACACUGGGCCACGCACAAGAAGUUUUGCCGGCGCAAGAAGGGUCAACAGCAGGCGCAAAGCUCACAAAAUAAUUCGCAGCAGAACACACAGCAACAGUAAAAAAUACCGAAAUAGGCAGCGAUUUUCUUGCCGAGUUUUAUAUCCGAGCAUAAAUAUGGCCUAUAUUAGGCCGCAUCCAUCUUAGGUAGCAUGAAACAUCAAACAGUCAGAAACGUGACCCAAGACAUGCCUACACAGCAUUCAAAUCAAGCGGUUUGUGGUCUGUUUUUACUUCGUGCAGGAGAAGAAUUGUUUUUACUUCGCAUUUUCACGAAAAAAUGUUUGCUCAGUUUGUUUGAAGCCUAUUUUUGAAGAUGAUAUAGAUAACCUUGAGCUGAUAAUUUAGCGUUUGAGUAUUGAAAAGCUAAUUUACGCUAUCCCUCUGAAAGAGUCAAUGAGAAAUUUUCUUUGCUCUCUCACCUUGUCCGCACGUGUGCAACAUUUUCAGUGACGCAUUCUUUUUCUUUUCCAUUUUUUCGCGCAUGUGUAUGAGCCACCGAUGCAAGCAAUGCAUGUGUUUCCAGCGUUCGCAGGCAGAUUGUAAGUCCCCCUCAUUCGUUAUACGAGGAAUUCAGCUGGACUGCGAUGCCGCGUUGGUCGUACCACGUACAUUGUCUGCGUCAGAUCUAUUGAUUGUGUCGCUGUGCAUAUUUAGCUGUUGUAAAGAUCAGGAAGCAAUUUGUUUGUUUAGAAGCGAUUUCAAAUAUGCUUCCCUUCUUAUAAGAAAAAUUUUGGGUUUCUUCAAGGAGGUCAUUUGCGCUUUUGUCACUGGAUAUUAUAAACUCCGAAGUUUUUUUCAGCGUCAGAAGUGGAACUUCUCGACAUUUCUUGUUUUAGUCAUUAACUGUAUUAAUUUUCUUCUGUUGAUGUUUCCUUAUUUACGUUUCUCUAUGUAUCGGUUGUAUCCUUUCUAUUUGGAAUUCCACUGGUAGUUGUCACAGC